Sceloporus undulatus (fence lizard) is the source of this 2036-nucleotide messenger RNA. It is a transcript of the gene LIPT2, whose product is annotated as lipoyl(octanoyl) transferase 2. NCBI's taxonomy places the organism in Eukaryota, Metazoa, Chordata, Lepidosauria, Squamata, Phrynosomatidae. The transcript has 2 exons. Gene Ontology annotation, cellular component: mitochondrion. Gene Ontology annotation, biological process: protein lipoylation. Bases 16 to 1017 code for a protein of 333 amino acids. Gene Ontology annotation, molecular function: lipoyl(octanoyl) transferase activity. The record is from RefSeq and is a predicted model, not a curated record.
CUAAUCCCAAGAGAGAUGUUGGACUUCAACUCCCAGAAGCCUCCGCCAUGUUGGCCAAUAGUGUGGGAUUCUGGGAGCUGGAGUCCAGGCUUCAAGGGCCCAGUUUGGGAUGACUGUGAGGCAAGGCAUGAACAAAGAUGCCGUUUCCCCCUCAUAAUUCCCCUGCUCAGGCCGCCCUCGAGGGCUUUAGCGCGGGCGCCGCCGGAGGAGGAGGAGGAGGCCAGGGCCAGGCCGAAGCGCGGCCGAGUGGCGGCGUCGGCGUCUGAGGCGAUGACUAGGCCUCCUGCAGCUGCCCUUCCUCCUUCUCCUCAGGCGGUGCGCCUCCUACGACUAGGCCGCGCGGCCUACUCGGCUUCGCUGGCGGCCCAGGAGCGCUGCGUCAGGCGGCAGAGGGAGGGAAGGGAGCCCGCGGCGGGGAGGCUGCUGCUGUGGGAGCCCGAGGGCCCGGUCUACACGGCGGGGCUCCGGGGCCUGGCCUCCUCGUCCUCCUGGGCCUCGGCGGAGGAGGAGGCCCGACUGAGGGCUCUGGGCGCCGGCUUCGAGCGCGUCCCCCGCGGCGGCCUGCUGACUUUCCACGGCCCCGGGCAGCUGGUGGCCUAUCCGGUGCUGGACCUGAGGCGCUUCGGGCUCCCGCUGCGGGGCUACGUGGGCGCCCUGGAGGCCCUGGGAGUAGGCCUCUGCCGCCGCCUCGGCCUCGGCCUCGCCUCCGCCAGGCCCCCGCCCUACACCGGCGUCUGGCUCGGGGAGAGGAAGGUGGCCGCCCUCGGUGUGCAUUGUGGAAGGCAUAUAACCUCGCAUGGCUUGGCUCUGAACUGCUGCACCGACCUGACUUGGUUCAAGCACAUAGUCCCCUGUGGACUGGAAGGGAAGGAGGUGACUUCCCUGAGCAAAGAACUGCAGAGACAUGUCUCCGUUGAAGAAGUUACUGAGCCUUUCCUGGAUGUAUUUCAAGAGGUGUUUAAGUGCACUUUAAUAGAUGAAUCUCCAGAAUCAAAAGACGCCUGUUUAAGAGAAUGACGGAUGCACUGUUUUUACACAUCCCUGGGAGCACAGAGUGCUUUUCCCUCCUUAAGAUGCUGAAACAUGCAACAGACUUUAUAUAAUGAGAGUUAUCCUCUGUUGUGUAAACAUGAUAUAUUGGCAAUUGCCUGCCCAAUAAAUCAUGGGAAUGUUACCUGUUUGGAGAGAGAAUUCAGGAUUCUCUGGCCCAGAAUUUUCAGUGUUGCCAAUAAAGCUACAAUUUCCAAGAAUCUAUGAUAAUUUAACUCAGCCUUUUAAAAAAUUGUGGCAUCCAUAACAGGGUUGAAACAUCUAUUUUGUAUCUGUUCAAGGGCCUAAAAUGAGACCAUGUGCCUUUGAAUGUAUGUUUGAUUCAAACACUACUGUUCCUAUUUAUCUUUUCUUGGAAAAUAAUGCAUAUAAAAAGUAAGGGACUGUAGAGGCGAUGGUGAGAGUGUAGUAAAGAUGGGGAGGAAAUCUUUCUGGAGGAAGCAAGAUUGCCGUGUAAUUCACUCUUGAGAAUUAUGGAAUAUGGUUUUCUGUCUUGGAAAAGAAUAGCCCUUGAUAAACAUUCAGAAUCCUGGUUUCUGUUUUUAAUAGCAAAGCAAGUGUGUAGUAGUCAUAUAGGAAAAUGACAGCACGAUUGUAGGAAACAGGCUGCAUCCACACUGCACAAUUAAUGCUGUUUAACACUGCCUUAACUGCCAUGGCUCAAUGCUAUGGAAUUCUGGGAUUUGUAGUUUUGUGCGAUGUUGGCUUCACUUUCAGCUCAAACUACACAUCCCAGGAUUCCAUAGGAUGGAGCUGUGGCAGAUAAAGUGGGGUCAAAUUGCAUUAAUUCUGAAGUCUGGAAGCAGUUGGAGUUAACAACUGUGUUAAUAUGUAGAAAGAUUUUGCUGUAUUUUCGACACAACAUGAAUUGGUUUUCUCUAACACACCUAAAACCCCCCAAAACUGUUUUCAUCUUUACAAAAGGUGGAACAGCUGCAAUCAUCUGUCAUCUUCUUUAGCCCCAGUAAACUAAUAGACUAAGGACA